Drosophila obscura is the source of this 1789-nucleotide messenger RNA. Its product is annotated as uridine phosphorylase 1. Gene Ontology annotation, biological process: uridine catabolic process; nucleotide catabolic process. Gene Ontology annotation, cellular component: cytosol; cytoplasm. The coding region runs from base 258 to 1343 and encodes 361 amino acids. The transcript is spliced from 4 exons. The record is from RefSeq and is a predicted model, not a curated record. Lineage: Eukaryota; Metazoa; Arthropoda; Insecta; Diptera; Drosophilidae. Gene Ontology annotation, molecular function: uridine phosphorylase activity.
ACCCCUUGGGCCCAUCAAGCGUCCGAAACUGAAUAAUCGGACAAUAAGUCACACACCAGUACCUGAUCAAUGUGGCAACACAGCUGCGAUCAAACCCCUGUCAUCCAUGCGAUGAUUUAAUCAAAAAAAAAAAAAAAUAUAUAUAUCUUGAAUUUGUAGAACGUGACAGUAGUACUUAGUAUUGAUGAAAAUAGUACAAUUUUAAAAUAAUUUUUUUUUGGAAAUAAGGCAACAAAUUUUUGUGUUUGAAUACGAAAAUGGCAGGCAAUUGCAAUGCGAAUCCAUGCGACUUGAGUCGCGAUGUUUGCCAGUUGAAGGAACUGGUGACGACACAGGGCAAGCAGAUUGGGCAGCUGGUCAGGCACAUGAAGACGGGAUGUAAAAAGCCGUCAAAGGAGAGCACUCUGAAGGGUCUGAAUCCUUGCAUCAAGUGCCUCCAGCCCGACGUUCUCUAUCAUCUGGGCAUUGACACGGCCACAACGAACUUUCCCAAGACCUUCGGCGAUGUGCGGUUUGUUUGCAUGGGUGGCACGGCGGGACGAAUGGAGAGAUUUGCCUACAGGAUUAUGAAGGAGAUCGGUCUGAAGCUGAACCCGGCCACAACCCUUAGGAAUAUGGCCGAGGACGGUCAUCGCUUUGCGCUCUACAAAGUGGGCCCAGUGCUGUGUGCCAGUCAUGGCAUGGGGUGUCCGUCGGUUUCCAUACUGCUGCAUGAGCUCAUCAAGAUGAUGCACCAUGCCAAGUGUCAGGAUCCCGUCUUUAUCCGAAUUGGUACCUGCGGCGGCAUCGGAAUAGAGCCCGGAACCGUGUGCAUCACAUCGGAGGCACUGGACAGCAUGCUCAACCCAUAUUAUGAGAUAAUAGUUCAGGGCAAAGUCGUGCAGCAUAGCAGCAAACUAGACCAGUGUUUGAUCAAUGAGCUCCUGUCACUGGCCAAUCCCUGCGAGGAUGACUUUGAUACAGUGGUUGGUAAGACCGUCUGCACCAACGACUUCUAUGAGACUCAGACGCGACUCGAUGGAGCCUUUUGCGACUACACGAACCAAUCGAAGACCGCCUAUCUUCAGGGACUCCAAAACCACGGAGUGAUCAAUUUCGAUAUGGAGAGCACCGCCUUUGCCGCUCUCACAAGUAGAGCAAAUAUACGUUCUGCCGUCGUCUCCAUUGCCGUCAUCAAUCGUAUGGAGGGUGAUCAGGUAAUUUCAUCUCCGCAAUCCCUAAGUGAGUGGGAGAAGCGACCCCAAGAGCUCGUGUCGCGAUACAUACGUAAAGUAAUGCUCGGACCUGACGAUGAUAGCGAUACCGAUGACCAGCCCGAUUCCAACCCAUGCAUAGGGGAAUGAUCUGAAACGCAGCGAAGCACGUUCGCGGCUAUGGCACGUACAAGUUUUGACGCUUUCCAAGUGUUCAGUUUUCUGCGUGCACUCGACGCGAUCGCAACGUCGUCCCGAGCAGUCAGUCGUUCAAGUGUGUGAUUCCAAGUAGAUGCCGAGCCCCUUAUAUUUCUGUGACUGAAAUACUCAAAUACAUACAUGCAUAUACGAAUAUAUAUACUCGAAUUCGAGAACUAUAAAAGAUAACUACAUAUUGAUUGCAUAUAUUGGCGUGUGUGUCGUACAAGCUUUAUGUUGGCUCUGAAAAAAAAUAGAUAAGAUUGGCAACACGCUAGCAACAAGAAGGCCGGCAAAGAAUAAACAAGACAAAAAAUAUUUCAAGAUCAUUGAAAGUGUUCAUAGUUAGCCACUUGCCUUGACAGUGUUUGUUCUGAUUUGCAUAUAAAGUUACAUUU